AUGGCCCAUAAAUUCCUCGCUUCCCUUCUCCUCUCCCUCCUGGCCGUCUCUUCCGCCGUGGCCGAGAGAGGCUCCUCCCCCCGCCUCACCAGCCAGCAGCAGUGCCGUUUCCAGCGGCUGACCGCCGCCCAGCCGUCCCGCAGAAUCCAGUCCGAGGGCGGCUUAACCGAGCUCUGGGAAGAGCGCGAGGACCAGUUCCAGUGUGCCGGCGUUGUUGCCAUGAGGAACACAUUAAAGUCCCAUGGACUCUCACUUCCAAAUUACCAUCCUACCCCCCGCCUCGUCUUCAUCCAGAGAGGACAAGGGUACAUAAGCAUCAUGUUCCCCGGUUGUGCCGAGACUUACCACGCGCACAAGACCCAGCAAACGCGCGAGUCCACCGAGGAAUGGGAGCGCAAACAAAAGGGAAGCGUAAGGGAUUUGCACCAGAAGGUCCACCGAAUCCGACAAGGAGACAUUAUUGCCAUCCCACCGGGCGCGGCCCACUGGUGCUACAACGAUGGCAAUGAUGAACUCGUCGCCGUCUCCAUCAACGACAUCAACCACAUGUCCAACCAGCUUGAUCAGAAAUUCAGGGCGUUUUACUUGGCCGGAGGAGUACCGAGAAGCGAGCAGCAGGAGGGCGAAGAGGCCACAUUCCAAAACAUAUUCCGAGCCUUCGACUCGACACUCAUGGCCGAAGCUUUCAACGUGUCGCCAGACAUUAUCAAGCGCAUGCAGGCAGAGGAGGAAAAGCGCGGGCUUAUCGUGCUGGCCCGCGAGCGCAUGAGCUUCAUCAGGCCCGAGGAGGAGGAGGAGGAACAGUACAAGUACGGCCCGAGACAGUCUGAUAAUGGGCUCGAGGAGACUUUUUGCAGCAUGAAAAUCCGCACCAACAUCGAGAAUCGUAAGGAUGCCGACAUCUACUCCCGACAGGCCGGGAAAGUCCACAUGGUUGACCGCCACAAGCUCCCAAUCCUCCAAUACAUGGACAUGAGCGCAGAGAAAGGCAUCCUCUACCCGAAUGCGAUGUUGAGUCCCGACUGGGCCAUGAACGGGCACACGAUCGUGUACGUGACUAAGGGUGAUGCAAAGGUGGAGAUCGUGAGCCACACGGGUCAAGCCGUGAUGAACGAUCGGGUGAACGAGGGGGACAUGUUUGUGGUCCCGCAGUACUUCGCGUCCACUGCCCGAGCGGGUAACAACGGGUUCGAAUGGGUGGGCUUCAAGACGACUGGCUUGCCCAUGAGGAACCAGGCGGCCGGCUACACGUCGGUUAUUCGGGCCAUGCCGGUUGGGGUGCUUACGAACGCGUAUCAGAUAUCGAGCGAGCAGGCACAAGGGCUGAAGAACAAUAGGGGAGGGCAGAGCUACUUGUUGUCUCCAGGUGGGAGGCAGUACUAUUAG
Messenger RNA from Striga hermonthica, 1386 nucleotides. The record is from the annotation of a GenBank genome assembly. NCBI's taxonomy places the organism in Eukaryota, Viridiplantae, Streptophyta, Magnoliopsida, Lamiales, Orobanchaceae.